This is a messenger RNA of Oncorhynchus keta (chum salmon), 1662 nucleotides long. Its product is annotated as COP9 signalosome complex subunit 1-like. Gene Ontology annotation, cellular component: COP9 signalosome. Lineage: Eukaryota; Metazoa; Chordata; Actinopteri; Salmoniformes; Salmonidae. The transcript is spliced from 13 exons. The record is from RefSeq and is a predicted model, not a curated record. Bases 115 to 1662 code for a protein of 515 amino acids.
CAGCUAGCCAUAUUUUGAUUUUAGGCAGUGACUUUUGCUCCACGGGGAUUGAGAUAGAAGUUGCACUCCCAUACCCCGGAUGUGAUUAUUGUGUUUGUGUCGGCAGAGAAGGAGAUGCCUCUGCCCGUACAGGUCUUUAACUUUCAGGACAGCUCAGUGUCAGAGCUGGAGGUUUCUGCAGGGGCAGAACAAGCUCAGGCUCAGGACAGCGAAAGAGACAGGGCCAUGGCCAGAGACAGGGACAAGAGUAAGGCUAGCUUGGCCCAGACCUCAGCCUCAGAGCUUCCCUGUACCUCCCAUAGCAGCAGCAGACCCAAUCAGCUGUCACCGUUCACUGCAGGGGACUACGUCCUCAGCUCCAGCCUCUCAGCAUGCUCUCUGCUCCCAGAGGGGGCUGUUGAGCCAAUGCAGAUCGAUGCUGACCCCCAGGAAGACCAGCAGAAUGCUCCAGACACCAACUAUGUGGUGGAAAACCCCACACUGGACCUGGAGCAGUUUGCGUCCAGCUACAGCGGUCUGAUGCGUAUUGAGAGACUGCAGUUCAUAGCACAACAUUGUCCCCAGCUCCGUGCCGAGGCCCUGAAGAUGGCCCUGUCCUUCGUCCAGAGGACCUUCAACGUAGACGUGUACGAGGAGAUCCACCGCAGACUCACCGACGCCAAGCGACAGGCGCAGGGUGUCCCUGACGCGGUGCCUGAUGGGCCGGCGGAGGCCCCUCUCCUGGACACAGCCUGGGCAGAGAGCACCAGGAAAAAGGCCCUUCUCAAACUGGAGAAGCUGGACACUGACCUCAAGAACUACAAGGGAAACUCUAUCAAAGAGAGCAUCAGGCGGGGUCAUGAUGACCUUGGGGACCACUAUUUAGAUUGUGGAGAUCUCAGCAACGCCCUGAAGUGUUACAGCCGAGCCCGAGACUACUGCACUAGUGCCAAGCAUGUCAUCAACAUGUGUCUGAACGUCAUCAAGGUUAGCGUUUACCUCCAGAACUGGUCCCAUGUACUUAGCUACGUCAGCAAGGCAGAAUCCACUCCAGAGAUAGCUGAGAAUUGUGAGUUGCGCUUUCAAAUGUUUCUCUUGACCCCACCCCCUCCAGGUUUGGCAGAGCUGGCCUCUAGAAAGUACAAACCAGCCGCCAAGUGCUUCCUCCAGGCUUCAUUUGACCACUGCGACUUCCCAGAGCUCCUGUCCCCCAGUAAUGUAGCGGUGUAUGGAGGGAUGUGUGCCCUGGCCACUUUCGACAGACAGGAACUACAGAAGAACAUCAUCUCAAGCAGCUCCUUUAAGUUGUUUUUAGAGUUGGAGCCCCAGGUGCGUGACAUAAUCUUCAAGUUUUACGAGUCAAAGUACGCAUCCUGUCUGAAACUACUGGAUGAGAUGAAGGAUAACCUUCUAUUGGAUCUGUACCUGGCCCCCCACGUUAGAACACUGUACACACAGAUCAGAAACAGAGCCCUUAUACAGUACUUCAGCCCGUAUGUGUCUGCAGACAUGACUAAGAUGUCCCAGUCCUUCAACACCACAGUGUUAUCUCUGGAGGAUGAACUGACCCAGCUCAUACUGGAGGGACUGAUCAACGCACGUAUAGACUCUCACAGCAAGGUAACACACACACACACACAAUCCUGUAUGCAGGGACGUGGACCAGAGGGGCCACACGUUUGA